Penicillium brevicompactum is the source of this 759-nucleotide messenger RNA. RefSeq lists its product as uncharacterized. The record is from RefSeq and is a predicted model, not a curated record. Bases 1 to 759 code for a protein of 252 amino acids. Lineage: Eukaryota; Fungi; Ascomycota; Eurotiomycetes; Eurotiales; Aspergillaceae. The transcript has 2 exons.
AUGCCGAAAUGUUUGGAAACCGAAUCCUACUUUUCGGACAGAGAAUCAGGCGAAAAACCUCCUGCUAGCCUAUGCCUGUCAGAUCAAUGCGUCCUUGAUCUGGGGGCACCCUCAACCCCGCUUUAUCGAUUAAGCAGUGAUGUCACGUCAAUCUCCAACAAGGACUCUUCUGUGACAUUAGAAAGGGUGAAGUGCAAUCAGCCUGGACCUGAAAGUGGGAAUGAAAGUGACACAGUUGAUGAGAGCAUCACGAGCAAUGAGGGUUAUGACAACUUGAGAUCACGCAAAGGUCCGCUUUUCUAUCUUGCACACCCUGCGAAUGCGCAAUACCGGACCGAUAUACCUGCUAAAUAUUACAUCACUGCUGCGAUGCCUGGCAUGAUGGGCAAUAUUCGCCUCGAGCCAUCAACAUCACGUUUCCAGCGACCAUCUUUCAAAGCAAUGCUAAGCCACAAGAGAACUGCCUCAGAUAAUCCGUUGUUUAGCGAAGACGCACAGCAAGUCCUUCUGUUUGACAUCCAACCGACUUGGACCGCGGGCCGCACUUGCUAUAAGUGGAAUGAUCUCCAAGGUCACAGAAUGGCUGUCGAGGAGACUAUUGAUGGACAAUACAGAUUGAUUAUCACGUCGUGGAUGGAGCCAGAAUUAAGGGAGGCACUGGUUGCUUCAUGGCUGUUGAGACUAUGGCACGACACGGCUGAGAGUAAACAGGCAAAAAGAGCGUCAUGGCUUCCCCAGAAGCGUACCAAGAGAGCUUGA